This is a messenger RNA of Coturnix japonica (Japanese quail), 4116 nucleotides long. It is a transcript of the gene PPP1R14D, whose product is annotated as protein phosphatase 1 regulatory inhibitor subunit 14D. Gene Ontology annotation, molecular function: protein serine/threonine phosphatase inhibitor activity. The record is from RefSeq and is a predicted model, not a curated record. Gene Ontology annotation, biological process: regulation of phosphorylation. NCBI's taxonomy places the organism in Eukaryota, Metazoa, Chordata, Aves, Galliformes, Phasianidae. Gene Ontology annotation, cellular component: cytoplasm.
ACGGCUUGCAGUAAACCACACAGGAGCCUAUGUCACCAGCCUUGAUAUCACCUCUGUGGGGACCCCAGUACCUCUGGGUACCUGGCUGCCGUGAGGUGUAGACCCAGGCAGGCAAACAAACAAGGAGGACUUGCUCCAGAAAUGCCUUGAUCAGACAACCUCAAAUUCAGGUCACGAGCUUUCCUACACAAAAGUUUUACAGAAAGCUGGAAGAAAACUACAGACUGUGGAAAAGGCUAAAUUGGGAGCGCUGAUUCUGAGUUUGGCUUGUAACACCACUGACCUGGCAUUCUCAUCCUUGUAAAAGAGUGGAUCAGUCCAUUGGAUGUACACACACACGUCAGUCACACCUGUAGGAAAGCAGAUGUUAUUACACCAAGACAUCUCCCCUCCCUUCCCGCUCAUCAGCAGGGCCCACGGUGAAACCCAAGAACCUGCUCUGGUAACCCUGCCUACAGCACCUGCCACAGUGCUCUGGCAUCACCAAUGCUGCCUGCCUUCAGCAUCCACGAGUGGCUCAUGCAGUGAGCCAGGAGUUGCGGGGAGACACGCAUUAAAAGACAGGAAAGCAUCCAGGGAUAAGGAGGAAGAAGUGGUAAGGAUGGCCAACAACUCCAGUGCGUUGCCCCGAGUGACUUUUGAGACUCCAGAGAAACCUGGGGAAGAAUCGUCACACAGGAGACUGGGCAAGCUAACCAUAAAGUACAACCGCAAAGACCUACAGCGUUGGCUAGACCUGGAGGAGUGGAUCAAUGCCCGGCUGCAGGAGCUUUAUCAGUACCCGCUAAGAGAGAAAACGGAUGCAGAAGUUCCUGGGCCAGUAAUUGACCUUGAAGAUCUCCUGGAAGUCCCUAAUGAAGAACAGAAAUUAAAACUACAGGAAAUCCUCCAUGAGUGCUCCAGCCCAACAGAGGACUUCAUUACAGAAUUGCUCAGUCGAUUGAAAGGUCUCCGGAGAAUCACCAAUCCUCAGAAGAGGUUACCUCACCAGUAAGGGACAUCCAACUUUGGCCACAAGGAAAAAUGUGUCUUCCCCAUAAAAAACAGAUCAGCAAGAUCACUUCAGAAUACAUUUAGCAUUUUGUUAUUAAGAAACAUGACCGAGUUUGUGAACUUUGUACCAGUGGCUUGAAGUCUCCACUCCUUCCAGAUCUACAUGCAAAGCAGGAGGCUAAGCUGUAUGUUUUCCUGAUUCUCAAAGGGCAUUUUAACCUGGAGAACAGGACAAGAUGUCCUUCCUUUAGUUUCUUCUAGGAAUUUCCAAGCUGGCUUGGGAGCAUCAAAUACAAUUCUCAAGAGCACAUAAAACUUCCUUCUUUCCAUCCACCACAAGGAAAACAAGGCCCUGGUUAUCACUCCUUCAUCAACAUGGAAAGUUGAUUACUGUAAAGCUGCACCUGGUUUCAAGUCUGGCUGGGACCCAACUGCGAUCUUUUGCCUGUUACUGCCAUACCUGGCUCUACAGCAUGGCUUGUACUUUGUAGAUCUUAUUAAGCCUCUGUUAGCCAUGAAGGUUCAACAGAAAAUAUACGGUAGGAUCAAAGGAAAACAUUCCAGUGCAUCUGGUCUUUGCAGAAUUUAGAACUUGAUGAUUUGGAAGCAUCUUCUACAGGAGUGAAGCCUGGAAAUGAUUUUUCUCACCAUUUAAAAAGACAUUGUAAAAUACUUAUUUUGUAUAUUAAAACAGAGAAGAUCAGCUAUGUGCUGCCUCAAAUUGCUCUCUUUUUAGACACUACAGAAAGCUGAACUGAAAACAUACCUGCUUCUAAGCAGCAAGUCUUUCACAGACAGGUAGGUCUCACAAAUUAAAGUAGGACACAGCCUUGCUGCAUAAACUCUUCAGGCUAUAACUAAUGUGUGGCUGGAAAAACACAGAGGAAACUACAUCCAGGCUCUCAGCAAGUCAGUAACUUGACACGUGUUGCAGGGAACUAAGACAUCAAAUGGAGGAUGACUACUUAAGCAGAGCAGUCUCUCACAUUAUGUCCCUAUGCUCUCAUGCCUGCCACUCAAACACAAGAGAUGAGUUGCUGAGUUGCAUCUGGAAGGACUGCUAUGUACCAAUAUGUACCCAGGGGCAUGCACAUAAUUUGGCUUGAUAUGAGGUCGACAGGACAUGCCUGCCCACCAAGUCUCCAAUUUGUAAGAAAAACAACAAAAAUAUACAGUCCAGGUUUGCACCUGCUGACACUGAUGAAUCACAGCUCUCAAGAAAAGAAAGCAGCAUAGUGCCAAAGAGCUCUGAGCACUGUUAACAUCACAGAAUAGGUUUGAACAGAAGUUCAGGUGAAAGACCCCGGUGGACAGGCCACUGAGCUGUGUCCUUCACUAUAGAUGUCAUUUGCUGCAGUGCAAGUUCACAGAUGUCCAGAUUAAUCACAUAUUCCAUAAAGAAGCUUUUAUUCUUCUGAGCUGUGACAGCACAAAUACCUGUAGGGCCAUUUCUCUGACACAAGAGACAGAUUUUUCUCCAUGCAGGGAGUUAAUUCUGUACUUGCUCAAUUUGGAGUGAUGGAAAGAAUUUUUUUUAUUUUUUUAUUUUUUUUUUCCGUACUUUAAAGGUGGACAUAGAAUCCAGGGGGGAAAAAAAGCAGCUUUUAGAACUCUGCUUGAGUAGAAGUUGUCUUUGUGUAUUCUCUUCCAUCAGCAGAAAACUGAGUGAGCUCUAGCCCCUGUGAUAUGCAGUUUUUCCAGCAUAUCAAAACAUUACUACAGCACAAGAGCACACUUCAGGCAAACACAAAGAUACAACAGAAUACAAAGCAAGAAGAUGUAGCCAGUGUUACUGAUUUCUCAUCUCUGGCACAAAAGAAAAACAACAGCAUAAGGCAGAACAACUUUGGGAUUAGUUCUUGAAAGGAAGAAGUCGAACUUGCUUUUAUUUACUUUGUAGCUGCUCUCAGCAUUUAAGGACAGACUGAAGUACAUUUUGUUUACAAACAGCUUCCAGUCAACCUUCUCUUCACCAUCACACUACUAGCAUAAGGCUGCAACAUUUGGUUUGCAAGUAGCAUGGAUGGAAAGUAUCUUUCAGGUAACUUUUGCCUCUUGAUUAUACUAAGAUAAUUUAGAACAUGUGAAAUUUCAUGUGUUUUUCUAAUCAAAAUUUCAAGAAGGUGCAUAAAAUAACCUUCACAUCAUUUUCCAUUUACUACGAGCUACUCUUAUAUUCCCCUUAAAAUUAUUCAGGCAGCUAUAUUUGGACACACUUGUUACAACAGUUAAGGCAAAGCACACCUGUAUGAACCAAAGCAAUAGCAAAUUAAUGCAGUUUAUCUAAGACCUCUCUUUGUGAACUAAUCUGAUUUCAAACUCAUCUGUUAGCAUGAGCUUGAAUUUUUGCUGGGGAGGAAACUAGUUUUGAUAUUUCAUGUACAAAACGCUUUGAGAGAAAAUCAUCUUAUUUCCUUAUAGCACACAACAAUGAAGGAAACAAACAGAUUCCUUCAAUUAGAUACCAAACUCUCUUCAGUCUUUGAAUGGCUGUCACUGAGGCUGAUCCUCCCAGUGAGGAGCUGAUGGUUUACCACUACCUUUGCUGCUUUACCAGUACCUUUUCAGGGACAAGGUCAAGGUGUGUGCAACACAGUUAUGUGUGCACUGACCAGUUAAAGGUCACACAAUAACAAUCUGUCAUUUGGAAAGAGGAGUAAUUGUGCUUCUGAAGACAACUGAUUGAGAUCACCCUCCUGCUUCUUUUGCAUGGAUGCACAAGCUACAGUGGGGAUGGCUUUACAAGGGGAAAGUGAUUGGCCAGCCACUAAAAUGGCCAAUUAAAUGCAGAAAGCUCAGCAGCCACAAAAAUGUCCAUUAGUGACAGGGCAGUGAAAGAGUCAGCAUGUGUGUGAGUCUCCCAUGUAUGACUAAGUUCUAUUUCAGGUAUUGGGCUGGUUACGUUUCUGGAUUCCUUGGGAUGAACCCACAGAAACCAAUCCAGGAAACUAAACAAGCUGCUUCAGGCUGUUUGUUACCUGUUGCUUUACUAUUGAUGAACACAGGGCAGGGCUCAGUGGAUUCACAGUGGAGCACAAGGAAUUCAAGUUGUGCUGUGGUGGAUGAAACAUUUAAGCUGUUUCAAGUAAAUCACCAGCUCAUAGAUAACAAGGAAAUGAAAAA